GGCUCCGCAGCUCGUUACUAAGGUCAGCUGAGUAAGUGCAGUAGUUUAGGGGUUAAAACAAUAAACAGCACGCGACCAUUGUGAUCAGUUCCUCCACACAGCCUGCCGACUUUCUAAAAUAGUGUUCGUUUGUGUUUCACUAAGCGUUAUUUUGAAGGGGCGUGUCCUCUGAAUGUGUUAUUUUGAGUUCGAGAUCCUGGUUCGGUGUCUGUUGGUUUUCUCUCUUCUGUUGUCUUCGUGCUGGUUUUGCUGUGUUGUGUAUUAUUCAUGAAUGCUGUUUGGAGGCGGGCGCGCUGACUCUGAAGACCCAUGCCUCCUCCAGUGUCAGCCUGAAAAAUGAUAGAGAUGUCAUUUGACAAAGAAACUGUUUUAUCUUGUGAGGGGCAAACAGACCCCACUUCCCAACAGCACUCAGAACUGACUAGAAACGAUACCAGCACUCUCUAUCCAUCCGGGAAGACCACGGUUAUAAACCUCAGCAAAGGGCCUGGCGAAGAGGCAGGGAGUGAGACAUCGCUGGAAGACCGAGAGAAAACCGCUACCACAGAUAACAAUGCUAUAAGUGAAAGUGGGGUUGCUGGGGUCGAAUCGUCUGCACAGAAUGGCACCCAGCAGCCCAAACCUCAACAGCAGAAAGUCAGUAAGCGGCGCAGUACGAUGAGCGCUGGAUUCAAACACCCCGGUUAUGGUAAACGCCGCCGCCGUGCCAACUCUGAGAGCGAGUCGGUCUUGCCAACCAAUUUCCUGCUGGGCGGGAACAUUUUUGACCCACUCAACCUUAACAGCCUUUUGGAUGAAGAGGUGAACCGGGCUCUCAACGCAGAGACGCCCAAGUCCUCGCCAUUGCCAGCCAAAAGCAGAGACCCUGUAGAGAUCCUGAUACCCAGAGACAUCACAGACCCCCUGAAUCUCAACUGCCCAGGUGCAGGGGACAGCAGUCUGUUGGUGUCUCCCCUGAAAAGUGGCGGAGGCAGGCGUAGACAUCGGAACAAGCACCAUGGAGCGAGCGCUGGGAAAGCUUCUGGUGAAGGAAUAGUCGCACAGAUCGAUUUACCAGAGUCUAAUGGCAGUGCAGCAGGACAAGAUGAGGGAACAACAGCGCUCUCCUUACCGCCUCCGCACUCAGGCCCUGUGGCGGACACACUUGUUCCUGAGGACCAAACCCAGUCGGACUCGACUCUUGAGGCUCAGAGUUCAAAUAAGCCCAGUUUAACCACAAACGGUGGUGAAAUGAAGGAAAAAACCAUUGACAUGUCAACCGCACCUCCAUCCACCAACCCUCCAUCAAGCAGGCAGCGCAAACGCAGGCGGGCCGGAAGCAGACUGGAGAACGCAGACAGUUCAGAUGGAAUGAGAAAUUGGGGUCAAAGAUCUGGGUGGCAUUUUCAGCCCUCUCACACCCCAGGAUCGUGCUCUCGUAGCGGAUCUGCAGAAAGGCCGCAACAGCAUCCAAACCACUGGAGGUCGCAGAGCAACCAGCACCAACAACAGACUAAACAGAAGUUUCAGUAUGGCAACUAUAACAAAUACUAUGGUUAUCGCAACCCUGGGCUGAGCGAGGAUCCUCGUAUCCAUGUUAUGAAUCCCGAGUGGUUCAGAGGGAAGGAGGUUUUAGAUCUGGGUUGCAACACCGGCCACCUGACUCUAUCAAUCGCCAAAAAUUGGCGACCGGCUCGGAUUGUGGGCCUGGAUAUCGACGCAGCGCUGAUACAUGCUGCUCGGCAGAAUAUACGCCACUACCUCUCUGAGGUUCACACGCAGCAGGCCAGACGCGCUGAGGAAAAUGGGGAGGGGAAUCGAGGAGAAGGGAAGGAGGGGGAUUUAGUGGAAGAAAAGAGUCAGAGGAAGGAGAAAGACGAAGAGAGUUUAGUUGCGAAAGAGGAGGGGGGUGAGGACAAAACAAAGCAUGUGGAUGAAGUGAAUGAAUGCAUGGUCGAAGAAGGAAUGGAAGUUGGUCGAGAAGAAAGGGAGAAUAAAACCACAGAGGCUGAAUGGGGAGGAAUGAGUGGGAAAGUGGAAGAUGACGCAUCGGUUGGUCUCCUUGAUGGAAAGCGUUCAUUCCCUGUCUCGCUCCGGAUCUCGAGAGGACCCAUAGCUGGCCCGCCUUUGCCUGAGAUACACACAGACAGUCUCCCUCCUGGAGAUUUCCCUGCCAACGUGACCUUUGUCAAGGGGAACUAUGUGCUGGAAAGUGAUAUGUUGCUGCAGACGCAAAGGGAAGAGUAUGAUGUGAUCCUGUGUUUGAGUGUGACAAAAUGGGUCCACUUGAACUGGGGUGAUGCAGGACUCAAGCGGCUCUUCCACAGGGUAUACAAGCACCUGCGGCCAGGAGGACUCUUCAUUUUGGAGCCCCAGCCCUGGAACUCCUACGGCAAGAGAAAGAAACUCACUGAGACCGUCUUUAAGAAUUACUAUAGCAUCCGGUUAAAACCGGACCAGUUCUCCUCCUACCUGACUACUGAGGUGGGCUUCUCCAGUUACGAGCUCAUCGGAACAUCACCGAAUUAUUCUAGAGGUUUUCAGAGACCAAUUUACCUUUUUCACAAAGGGCCCUCACCUCAAAAGUGACGCCAACAGUUUAACCGCCAACCUUGAGAAGAAAACACAAGACCUGGAUUUGGAAAACAACCAGCAUUUGAAGCCACUGGAACUUUAAGCAGUUUUCUUUGGAAGUAGAUUUUCAAUAUUUUGAACUCUCAAAUGGAAUCUCAUUGGUGCGGAGUUAGCAUUAAAUUGUUCCCCUGCCUUUGAAAAUAAAGGGAAAUAUCCAUUGCCAUUUUUUUUUCAAGGACUCUACUGAAGGCUUACAGGUGCAAAUCAGAGUUUUUCCCUAACUCAAGCAAGCUGUUUUCAUCUCUCGUAAAGAGCGGUCUUGUAAAGAAGCACAAAGUUAAAAUUCAAUUAAGUAAUUUCUCCUAAGCUCCUGUUAAACACGAUCAGUUUUUCUUUUGGAAUGAAAUUCCCCAAAAUGCUAAUUCCUAGCACACAGAGCUGCUAAAUGACCAUCUAGAAUUGAAAUGUUUGGUGAUUGGGGUUGUGAACAUUUUUUUUUUUUCUCUCUCAAAAGGAAAGAUUAGAGCAUGUUACCAGAUGUUCAGUUUUCUGAUUUUUGCUGUUUUGUUGUUGUUGCACUGUCGUAUACAAAUUUUUUCUUUACGUUUUGAGCAAAGCAUUGCUAUUAAAAUAGGAUGCUUUUGACAGCUCUAGCAUCUGUCUGCCCAUCAGCCGUUUUGCAGCCAGUAUGAACAAACGCCAAUAGCUCAAUUUGUUGUUCAUCAAUUAUAUUGCCUGGUCUAACAGGAUCCUAAUGUUGUCCCAGGGAGUUUUGAAGCUGCAGGUUAGCUGAUUUGCUAUGUUAAAGUGUUUUCUGAUCUAAUGUCCCGAAUAAAAGUCGGGAUUUUACCAGAAGGAUGCAAUUCCUUUUUGGGGUGGUGGGCCACAGAAUGAAGUUUAAACGAUGUUUUUUAUGUGUUUUGUUCUGAUUCUCCAAGUGUUAAAGUUUAACACAAACUGAGGUACUUUUUUGUAAAAUGUUUGUCCAGAGUUCUUGUCACAACUGAGGUGUAAACUUGUUGUUGUUAGUUUUAUUGCUAUUGAAAGGUUUGCACUAAAACGAGAGAACAAAUUUGUCUCCCACAUUUGUAUUUUAUUGUGCAAAUGUACAGUUGGUGUGUCUCUGAAAAGGCUUCUUUUCAUUC
Messenger RNA from Sinocyclocheilus anshuiensis, 3698 nucleotides. Its product is annotated as 7SK snRNA methylphosphate capping enzyme-like. Gene Ontology annotation, molecular function: snRNA binding; RNA methyltransferase activity; O-methyltransferase activity. Lineage: Eukaryota; Metazoa; Chordata; Actinopteri; Cypriniformes; Cyprinidae. Gene Ontology annotation, biological process: snRNA modification. Bases 337 to 2568 code for a protein of 743 amino acids. The record is from RefSeq and is a predicted model, not a curated record. The transcript has 5 exons.